AUGGCUGUCAAAUUACCUAGUCGACCUGGGACAGCAAGAGAAAUAUUACCUUCCACGGACCAUUCUCAUGGGGUAGAGACGGAGGAAGAGGACGAAGAGGACGAAGAGGAGGAAGAGGACGAAGGGGACGAAGCGGACGAAGAGGACGAAGGGGACGAAGAGGACGAAGAGGACGAAGAGGACGAAGAGGACGAAGAGGACGAAGAGGACGAAGAGGACGAAGAGGACGAAGAGGACGAAGAGGACGAAGAGGACGAAGAGGACGAAGGGGACGAAGGGGACGAAGAGGACGAAGAGGAUGAAGGGGCGGGGGCGGGCAGUACCAGUGACUACCACUCUGAAUUAGAGGAAGAAGACUUAAUUCCUCUCACACCAAGUGUCACUGAUUAUCCACUUGACUCGCACAAGCUAAAUAAGCAGUACGGCCGAACAUAUCAUGCAUGGUGUGAAGGGAAAUACCUUUUUCCGAAUGAUGAGCAUGAGAGGGAUCGAAUGGACAUGAUGUACAAAGAGGCCUUGGGUGCACUAUUUCUCGCUCCCAUAAGUGAUAGCCCUCAGAAUAUUCUUGAUAUGGGAACGGGAACGGGUAUCUGGGCAAUAGAAUGUGCUGAUGCGGUGGUUCGGGGAAAUGAUUUGAGCCCAAUCCAACCUUCCUGGGUUCCAUCAAAUUGCAUUUUUGAGGUUGACGACUUUGAGGAAUGGGAAUUGCCCGACGAAUUCGAUCUCAUUCAUGGACGGGAAUUGGAUGGUUCAAUCUCCAACUGUGAACAACUGUGCAAAAAUGCUUUUGAGCAUUUAAAACCUGGUGGAUACUUUGAACUCAAAUCACUUGAGCACGGCUUCCUCUCAGAUGACAAGACGCAUACAAAAGCCGUACACGCACUUGAAUGGCAACAGCAUAUCAUAGAGGGCCGAAAUAAACUGAGAAAGCCUUUCUGCGGAGCAACUAUCUGCACACAGGGGAUGGAAAACGCUGGCUUUGUCAAGAUCAAAAUUCAAAGAUUCAAGGGCCAUGGCCAGAAUGCAAUAAACUGA
Molecule: messenger RNA, 1035 nt
Organism: Histoplasma mississippiense
Lineage: Eukaryota; Fungi; Ascomycota; Eurotiomycetes; Onygenales; Ajellomycetaceae
Exons: 7
Coding region: 1-1035 (344 amino acids)
Molecular function (GO): methyltransferase activity
Source: RefSeq, a predicted model, not a curated record